UUAUUAAACAAAAGCAGUUGUCUCGAUACCAAAACCGCGUAUCUCACCCCGCCUCCUUUUCUUCGCGUCCCCCGCCUCGAUCCGAUCGGGGACGGGUCGAGGGGCAGGGGAAUGUCGUCGUCGUCUGCGUCAUCUUCGGCGGCGGCGCACCACCAGCAGCAUUACCGGCGGCAGACAGGAGGGAGCGGUCUCGUGCCGCUCGCCGCGCUCAUCAAGGAGGAGGCCCGCACGGAGCGCCAAUCCAUAGCCGGCGGCGAAAGCAGGAUCUCCGCGCGCGACGAUGACGCGGCAGGAGUAGGAAGCUCCGGCGUAGGAGGGGAGGCGGCGGAGGCGGCGGUGGAGUCGCGGCUGGAGCGCCCGCUGCUGCGCUAUGGGUGCGCCGCUCAGUGCAAAAAGGGCGAGGACUUCUUUUUGCUCAGAACGGACUGUCUUCGUCCCGCCAUCUCCGUCUCCUCCUCGGCCUCCCCGCACCCCAUCUUCGCCGUAUUCGCUAUACUUGAUGGCCAUAAUGGUAACGCAGCCGCAAUAUACACAAGGGACAAUUUGCUCAACCAUGUCCUUAGUGCUAUGCCACGGGGGCUGUCCAGGGAGGAGUGGUUGCACAUGUUGCCCCGAGCACUGGUUGCAGGGUUUGUUAAGACGGACAAGGAGUUCCAGAGCAAAGGGCAAACUUCUGGCACCACCGCUACAUUUGUGAUAAUUGAUGGGUGGACUAUCACUGUUGCCUCUGUUGGUGAUUCUCGCUGUAUUUUAGAUGCUCAGGGUGGGGCUGUUUCUUUGCUUACUGUGGAUCACAGACUAGAAGAAAAUGUUGAGGAGAGGGAGCGCGUUACAGCAAGUGGAGGUGAAGUUGGAAGACUCAGUGUUGUUGGUGGAGCAGAGAUUGGUCCGCUACGAUGCUGGCCUGGAGGUCUAUGCUUAUCAAGAUCCAUUGGAGAUAUCGAUGUUGGCGAAUUUAUUGUCCCUGUUCCAUAUGUGAAGCAAGUGAAGUUGUCAAAUGCUGGAGGAAGACUUAUUAUUGCUUCAGAUGGCAUUUGGGAUGCAUUAUCCUCAGAAGCCGCUGCUAAGUCUUGCAGAGGUUUGCCUGCUGAGCUUGCCGCAAAGCAAGUUGUUAAGGAGGCACUCAGGACAAGAGGGCUAAAGGAUGAUACAACUUGCAUUGUUGUUGACAUAAUCCCACCUGGUCAAACAAUACGGCCUCUGUCUCCUCCUAAAAAGACGAGCAAGCUGAAGUCUUUUAUUUUUAGAAAGAAAGCGAAGGACCCUUCUCAGAAGUUGACUAAACAGCAUUCAGCUGUUGGUAUCGUUGAAGAGAUAUUUGAAGAAGGUUCAGCGAUGCUAUCAGAAAGGUUAGGUCCUGAUUUGGAUGGCAGGAGAACCUCAAGCCUGUUUACAUGUGCCAUCUGCCAGUUAGACCUGGAGCCAAGUGAAGGCAUUUCGGUGCAUGCUGGAUCGAUCUUCUCUUCGACCUCCAGGCCAUGGGAAGGCCCAUUCCUCUGCUCGGACUGCCGUGAGAAGAAGGAUGCCAUGGAAGGCAAACGGCCCAGUGGCGUCAAGGUUCUGUAGUAUACAGCAACCGAUCCUUGUAGCUGCCCGAAAAAUCCCACCCUUCUUAUUUCCUUUUCUCGUGAGGACCCUUUCAAAGUUUUACAAUUUGUUUCCUUUAAAUUCGGAUGAUUUUAGGAUGCGUCUUAUUUUGCGAGGAAAUAGCCAACUAUGUAAGUAGCUGUUGGCAAAAGGAAAUGUGAAGCGAGCGAAUAGGGCAUCCCUUCAUUUUUCUUUCUCUCUUCCAUUCGGAAUGGAUGAAUAGGGUUGCCUUCAAUUUUUGUUCUCUUCCAUUCGGAAUGGACAGACAGUAACUCAGCUCACGAGUAAUGACAGCUAACAUAUUCUUUAUUUGUAAC
Messenger RNA from Zea mays, 1904 nucleotides. RefSeq lists its product as uncharacterized. The transcript has 8 exons. The record is from RefSeq and is marked provisional. Gene Ontology annotation, biological process: protein dephosphorylation. The coding region runs from base 112 to 1566 and encodes 484 amino acids. Gene Ontology annotation, molecular function: protein serine/threonine phosphatase activity. Lineage: Eukaryota; Viridiplantae; Streptophyta; Magnoliopsida; Poales; Poaceae.